GAAGCGAGGCCUACUCUACCCCCCCUGCCCGCCUCCCGGUAGCCGUGCCUCACCCCAGGCCAGAAAUGGUGUCAUUGACUGCUUCCCUGAUGACAAGGUCUUCACUGCUAUUCUACACUACCUGACAUGAUGGGUCCGAGCCAGCCAGCUUCCACCUGCGUUCACCUGACAUCCUGUACCCAAGAAGAUGGGACUAGGGACCCCAGGAAACUUCAGACCCAGAAUCAAUUGCAGUUUAAUAGGAAUGUUCCUACACAUCCAAGCAACUUGGAAAUCCGAUAUUCUUGUCCACAUGGAAUUAAAAUUGAGAAGCUGAAGCACUCAUACAAUGAAUCCUAUUAUAAAGACUCAGAUUUUAGAGUUGUUCCUGACCUAAGCAGUUCCGUUUCAUUUUCUGUAAUAUCAGAAGAGAAACUUAGCUAUGCAGUCCACCUAGCCAAAAGAGAUGUAAAGCGAAGACAAUUUGAAGAACAUUAUCUCAGAAGUCAGCCUGCAAAUUCUCAGAAAUGCAGACAAAUCAAGUAUAAAAUAUCUGACCACAAGCUAGAACGGAAAGACUCAAAAAAUCAAGAAGUCCAUCAGUGCAGCCACCAGCCAUCUGAAGUAGGAAUUUCCAGCUCAGGGGCCAGAGUGUGUGUAUACACAUCUCAUCGUGGACAGCCAGAUCUCACCAUGCCCAACUCACCACCUACUCGUGAUCCAGGACCAUAUCCACAGCCCCGGCUAGGUGACCACAAAAACUUAGGUGAACAGAAAAGCCUGCUAGAGGUUCAGCGACUCCAGAAAGAAUUGAGCAGCUGUAUCCAUAAAAUCGAAGAGGUAACUAAAAAAGAUAGACUAGAAGAAGCUUUGGACCCAGAUGAAGAGCAGCGGAUCCGUGUCAGGAGACAGGAGCAGACUGUUCGCUGUGCCCGGAUGCUUUAUGUCCUCCAGCAGCAGGUAAAAGAAAUCCAGGAAGAUUUGGAUAAAUUGAGUCCACAUAAAACUAAACACACCAAGAAGUCAUGGGCAAUGUCUAGGCUGGCGGCUGCCCAUCGAGGAGCCAUUCGGGCCUUACAGGUGUUUGUCACUCAAUUUACUGACCGAGGGGAGCACCCAAUUCCUGCUCGGUGUAGGGAACUGGGCAGCCUUAUUCGUCAGCUUUCACUUUGUUCUGCCAAGCUGGAUACCAAUCCUUCCAUCCCUGAUGUGGUUAUAGAUAUCCUACAACAGAUUGAGGCUUUGGAAUCUCUCCUGGAAAAGAAGCUGUCACCAAAAAAGGUGAAGAAAUGUUUCAGUGAAAUUCAGAGCCAAUUUCCUAUUGGUAGCCAAAGGACUCUAGAAAAAUGGCCAAGGACAUUGCCAAAGAGUGAGAGGACACUCUUCAUAGCAAAGGAAACAGUUCCACAGGAAGCAAACCAACCUUCAGUGGCAAAGAAACUUCUUGGUGAUAAGUGUCAGCCUGAUACAGAGCAUCCAGUGACCCCGAGGUUGGAAAAUGAGUUUGAUGGAUUAGAUGUGGCCGCCCUGGACAAAGCCCCACUUGCUCCAAACCAUACUGCAAACUUCAGUGACGAGGCAUCGGCCCUGGCAAAAACAGGAGCAGUGAAGAAGAAGUCUAAGACUGAGAGUGUGCCGUUUAGAAAGAAAGAUGUUCUGGUGCCAGCAAGACUACAGCAAGGACUGCACAAAGCUGAAAGAAGUAGACUAAACCAACCUCACAGCAAGAACAGGCUGCAUCAGAGGACAGUUUCAUCUAGGUUAAAAGUAAACCGACAGCCUGAGAGAGACCACAAGGCUCCUUGGAUACCCCCAAACCCCACCUCCCCACCAGCGUCUCCUAAAUGUGCUGCGUGGCUAAAGGUGAAAUGUAGCCCCAGAGACACUGCAAAGGAACAACCUCUCCAGCAAGAAGGUGCUCCAGAGGAAUGUCAGCUGAGGGGCGCCACAGAGCGUGAGGUGGCCAGGCUUGCUUGGCCUGAUGCUGAAUCUUCCAAAGGUUUGAAGGAACUAGAAGACUUAAACACCAAAGAAAUGGACAGAAUGCAAAAACAGAGGCUCAACUGGCUUGAUGCUGAAACUUCUAGGAGAACAAAGGAAUUGAAUGAAUUAAAAAGUGAAGAAAUGGAUAGAAUCCAAAAAUUAAGUGUCUCUGCCUCCCAGUUAGCAGACAAGGUAGAGGCGGCAGUUCUGGAGCGUUUGAAGCCCCUCUUGGUCAAGGCCCAGAGAGUUAAUUCUUCUGUGGAAGCAAUUACGCCUGUGCAGGAUCGUCCGUCAUCGAAUGCAGCAGCACCCGAGCCUGCAGAGCAGGUGUGUGAUCAGAAAAUCCCAGCAGUAAGUGAAAGGCCUCUGCCUGCUCCUCUAAUCAGGAUCACAAAGACAGUGGUUCCCAAGGAUCCAGCUGCUAACAUCAUGUUAGAAAGACCCUGCAAUGCCAGUUCCCUGGAUGAAAGUAUAGACACAGAGAGAUCAGAGAGAAGAGAGACUCUACUUCCCUCCCUUGCAGAAGACCCCCAGAAGAGAGAAGGCCAGACUCCCCUGUUUGUCCCACGUGGCAUGCGGCGCAGCAUUGGUGACUACUGUAGCCGGUUUGAACAGUACCUCCGUAUCAUAGCCCAUGAGGCUGUAGGGUCCUUCAACCCAUGGCUGAUAGCUGAAAGCUUUUCCGAAGAGCUGGUAGAUGAAGCCCUGGGGGCUGUGGCUGCGGAACUUCAGGAUGCAUGUGAAGACUACGCAGAAGCCGUGUUCACCUCAGAGUUCCUAGAGGCUGCUGCAUAAAGGCUGUCAACCCAGGGCUCAUCCUGUGAAAUCAGAGAAGGGACACACCACUCUUUGCUGAGCCCACGAGAAACCUUUGUCCUUAGCUGUCUGUCCAGGCCCAGGAGCUGGCGCCUGCAGGAGGGAGGACAGGAGGGAGGUGCUGGUGAGGUCUGCCUCGCUGCUAUAUCUUCUCUCCUCAUCACAGCAUGGCUUCCUGAAGCCUGUGGUAGGGUGUGCUUUAUUUCAUCAGUGUCCAGGAAACAUGAAUCUAUUUUGACAAUAUAAUAGUAGCAAGACAUACAAUUUUCCUAUUGAAAUAAUAUGUUUCAUUUCUCUGGCUCAGACUGGUGAUCCAAAUGCUUUGAAAGGAACAGAUGAACAUGCUUCGCACAGGACUGAUGGUGCUGUUGAAGCCCAGUGGCAUCACCACCAGACAGACCCAAGUUAGGGAUAGUCUAUCAAAAAAAAUGACUUGGGGCCGGGGAGAUGGCUCAGUAGAAUAAACACUUGCCUGUCAAGCGCAAGGGUCUGAGUUCAAUCCCCGGUUCUGCCAAAAAAAAAAGACUUUACUUUUCAAAAACUGUACAAAAGUCAGAGAUGGAAGAACUCUUUCAGGUUAAACUAAAGAAACAUAAGAAACGUAUGUGCAGUUACUGUCCAGCCCCACACCCAGCUCCUGGUUUCCACCUUUGGCUAUGUCCUGUUAGGACACCUGUCCCUUGAGGGUCGCAGAUACACAUGGAGUGCAAAAUUUGGUCCUGCUGCCAAACCUCUGCGCUCAGCUGCAAAUAGGAACCAACCUUUCUUUAGGGACCAGUCCCUGAAUCACUUUCACAUGUUCAGUUCCUGGGACCUGGGAUAUAGCUCAGAGGCACAGUGCCUGCUUGGCAAGUACAAGGUCCUAAGUUCAAUUCCUGGCA
Molecule: messenger RNA, 3659 nt
Organism: Octodon degus (degu)
Lineage: Eukaryota; Metazoa; Chordata; Mammalia; Rodentia; Octodontidae
Product: KIAA0753 ortholog
Exons: 17
Coding region: 127-2757 (876 amino acids)
Biological process (GO): centriole replication; protein localization to centrosome
Cellular component (GO): centriolar satellite
Source: RefSeq, a predicted model, not a curated record